Molecule: messenger RNA, 309 nt
Organism: Rotaria sp. Silwood1
Lineage: Eukaryota; Metazoa; Rotifera; Eurotatoria; Philodinida; Philodinidae
Source: the annotation of a GenBank genome assembly
AUGAGACUGAACCCUCUUCUUUGUCAUGGUAAUUUUGAUCCAUCGGCUGAAAGUGCUCUUCUUUGUCAUGCUGACUUUGAUCCAUCGAAUGAAAGUACUCUUCUUCGACGUGUUGAUGUUGAUCCAUCGGAUGAAAGUACUCUUCUUCGUGUUGUUGAUUUUGAUUCAUCGGAUGAGAGUACUCUUCUUUGUCAUGUUGAUUUUGAUCCAUCGAAUGAAAGUACUCUUCUUCGUCGUGUUGAUUUCCGUUCGAAUUUGUUGAAUGGCUUGAUGCCGUUUGAAUUGAGAUGUUCGGCGGCUAUUGUGUAG